AUGGCGAGGCUCAAAACGAACAGAUACUUCAUGUUCCGUUUAGUAAUCUUCUUUUGUAUCUGCCUUGACACAACUACUUCUGUAUAUAUCCGGCUUCCUUAUAUUACUGCAGAGUUAGCAGCUCCUCCCGAGUUAGACGGUGAGAAUCAUAGUGCCGCCCGACUGAAAGUUAACAGCUCCUCCCGACGUAACUAUGAAUCGAGAGUGCAGUUGGUCUUCUUCCUCGCACGAAGUUUUCUCGAAGCAAAUAAGCCUUUUUUUCCUAUAGCUCGUGGAAUCCUAUCUCCUGCUCAGAAAUUUGUGGAAGGGGUAACCAACAAGAGAUCCUCGCAUCACAAGGCCGUUCUUUGUUUGAUCCACUGCCACCGCGUGAUAGGAAGAAUCAGAAAGCUGAUAUUGCAUCAUGGUCCAGCUACUGGAAAAGAGCUAAAGGAUACUACAAAAGAAAUAAGAAAGAGAGAUGAUGCUAUAUAUUGCAAAAACGAAGGUAAGAACUAUCACAGUUUCGUGUCUAGUUGAAAUGGAUCGACACAAACAUGGAUUUUAGUUAUAUUUGACUAUAAUUUACUUUGAUUUGAUAUUGCACAUUAUUCACUUGUAUAUUUAGUUUAAUAUUUUUAUUAAUGUAGAAUUUGCUAUAAUUUACUAGUUGAUGUAUUAUGUACUAUGUUGUCCUAUAAUUCUAGUGGUUCUUGUUUGCAAUGAUAUUUGAUAUUUGUUUUUUGCCUAAAUGAAAAGGGUUAUGACACAUCAUAAAUUAUUUAAUUAUUAUAUUUUCUUUUUCACAGGUUGACGUUGAAGAAUGAAACUCAAACAUAGUU
Striga asiatica is the source of this 821-nucleotide messenger RNA. The record is from the annotation of a GenBank genome assembly. NCBI's taxonomy places the organism in Eukaryota, Viridiplantae, Streptophyta, Magnoliopsida, Lamiales, Orobanchaceae.